This is a messenger RNA of Linum trigynum, 1007 nucleotides long. The record is from the annotation of a GenBank genome assembly. NCBI's taxonomy places the organism in Eukaryota, Viridiplantae, Streptophyta, Magnoliopsida, Malpighiales, Linaceae.
AAAACUCAGGAAAACCAGAUUAGACAAAGAAGGUUUGAUAAACUUUCUAAAAGAAAAACCAGAGAGCUGGGGGAGGAAAGAUGGCAACGAUGGGAAGAAAUGAGAGGAGACGACGAAUCAUGGAGAGAGGAUCAGAUCGAUUGGCUCUCAUCACCGGUGAGCUCAAGAAUCUCGAACGAACAUCCUCAAUGCCGUCGGCUGUCCCUUCGUUAUCCUUCAAUGAACGUUCAGGGGGGCUAGAGAUUGGAUCUGAUGACUCUGGUUCCAAAACACCAACAAAGGAAGCAAUCGUCACCAAGCAGAUUCCAAAGGCGGAGAAACUAGAUUCAUCACAUAUCUCCAGAUCCGUGACAUCUCCAGAUGUUGGUAACUUAACACCGAAGCCACAGACUGCAAUAACAGCAAUAGGGCCAUCAAAUAAAAAACCACCAUCAUCGUCGUCAAAGCCAAAGCAGACAAUUUUUUUCUCUUCCAGGCGCCUGAACGCCUGCAUCAUAGCUUCUGAGGUCACCCGAGCGAAAUGUUCCUUUGUUAUAUCCGUUCUCGUGCUGUUUUUCCACUUUGCACGCUCAUGGAUCAAAAUCGACGAGCUCACCGAGAGAUACAGGCCUAUAUACUUGAUCGCCUUGACCAGUGUAACGAUUGUGUUGCUUCGGAUGAUCCAGGGGAAGGGAAUGGUUGUAGAAGAUGCACAAGAAGAGAAAGCUGGAGAUAGCUCAGAGGAUAAGAGCUGGAGAGACGCGUUCAUGGUGCUGGAACGAGGUCUUACGGCCUACCAAGCAAUUAGAGGCUUGUUCAUCGACUGCAGUAUUUACUUGAUUGUUGUCAUCUGUGGCCUCUCUUUGGCGUAACAGCGUUUGCUGGCCACAAGAAGAAGAAAGCUUUUCCUUUUCUCAGUAAUUUUUUUGUGGAACCCUAAAAGGUUACUCAUAUCCAUUGUAAUGAGAUGCUAAAUAAUCCUUUUAAGGACAUCACAUGAACAAGAACAAUACAGGGAAAGAGCAGAA